AUGUAGGUUUGGCAUGGCACUACCUCUAAAUAUCAUUUCGCAAAAUCUCAACAUGUAUCAGAUCCAAAAUUUCCUCCGUCUGGCACCCGCACGGCUACCCAUGACUGGCGGGAUUCCUUUCCAUCUGAUAGCCUUGAGAUGGAUGUUAUUGACAUGCUUUCGAAUCCCGCUGAAGUUGGAAGUUCACACUACACUCAUGGCGAGGAUGAGAACGCCAUCUCACGUGGUGAAGGGAACCCCCCUCGGCAUCAUUCAAGUUUCUGUUCUGGGUUACUCCGCGAUUCAUCUCCUCAAGCGGGCCUCUCACCCAUCCUCUCGCUGCAUCAAGUCAGAUUUAGUUCUCCGCAGCGAGAUAAAGAAAGAAGACGUGAUGCGCCUUCUGUAGAUAUGAGCAACGGCAACCGAGACAAAUUUCGCCAUCGAGAUGGGAUGCCCACGGGAAACCAGGUCCCCGGACCACUGCUUCAGCAGCUACAGCUCAAUCACGCACCUCCAAUGGCGCAGGGGAUUCCACUUGUUCCUCUGAAUCAGUUGCCAGACCGAUUUCGUUCCGUUUUCCCUUUCCCCUUGUUCAACGCCAUGCAAUCUAGAGCUUUCCAUGCAUCCUAUAAAACCGAUGACAACUUGGUAUUAUCUGCACCGACUGGAAGUGGAAAGACUGCUGUUCUGGAGCUUGCUAUUUGUAGGCUCCUUACCGCUAGUCAAGGUCAGGACUUCAAAGUAGUUUAUCAAGCUCCUACAAAGUGCUUGUGUGCCGAGAGAUUCCGCGAUUGGCAAGCAAAAUUUGCACCAUUAGACCUUCAAUGCGCUUUAUUGACCGGAGAUACGGAACAUGGUCAGCUCUGGAGUGUACAGCAUGCUAGCAUCAUCAUUACUACCCCUGAGAAAUGGGACAGCGUGACCAGAAGGUGGAAAGAUCAUACCAAAUUAAUGCGGAUGGUGAAGUUAUUUCUCGUUGACGAGGUCCAUAUGCUUAAAGAGAUGAGAGGUGCAACGCUGGAGGCUGUGGUAUCUCGUAUGAAGUCCCUUGAUUCGCCGGUCAGAUUCGUUGCCCUUAGUGCCACUGUUCCAAAUUCAGAUGAUAUAGCAGCAUGGCUUGGGAAAAACUCCUCGGAAAAGUACCUACCUGCUCACGUUGAAAAAUUUGAUGAGGGCUUUCGCCCAGUCAAACUACAAAAGUUUGUGUAUGGGUUUGCAUCUAAUGGGAAUGACUUCGCUUUUGACAAAUUUUGUGACACAAGACUGCCUGAUGUGAUAUCAAAACAUGCAUGCAAAAAGCCUAUUAUCAUAUUUUGUUCAACCAGGAAAUCAGCAUUGUCCACAGCGCAAAGCUUAGCAAAACUCUGGAGCUCUCUUCCCGCCCCUAGUCGUCUCUGGCCUGCGCCGAGCUCCACAUUACGGAUGCAAAAUCAGGAUCUGCAAGCUUGUAUCUCAGCAGGUGUUGCAUUCCAUCAUGCGGGCCUUGACCUCUUCGACAGGCAGCUCAUUGAGAAAGGGUAUUUGAGUGGACAAUUAUACGUGAUAUGCUGCACGUCAACGCUAGCAGUUGGCAUAAAUCUCCCAUGCCAUCUUGUUAUAAUAAAGAACACGGUCAGCUGGCAAGGUAGCUCAUGCCAGGAAUACUCUGAUCUCGAAGUCAUGCAAAUGAUCGGGCGAGCCGGACGUCCCCAAUACGAUGACAGCGCAGUCGCAGCAAUAUUGACGCGACAGGAGAAAGUUGUACGGUAUGAAAAGAUGAUGUCUGGAGAAGAGAUUUUGGAAAGCUGUCUGCACCGCAACCUCAUCGAUCACCUGAACGCGGAAAUCGGCCUUGGCACUCUCCAUGACUUGCCGUCCGCCAAAAAGUGGCUCUCGGGUACUUUUCUCUAUGUUCGACUACAAAAAAAUCCUGGUCACUAUCAAAUAGAAAAUGAUUCCGGCGAGCGAGACGUGGACAAAAAAAUUGGCACGAUUUGCGAUCGGGACCUUCAGCUACUUCAAGAUUAUCAGCUUAUAGAGAAAAGCGUCAAGCUAAAGUGUACUGAAUUCGGAGAUGCCAUGUCACGGUAUUAUAUAAGCUUCAAGACUAUGAAAAUAUUCCUUUCGCUACAGCAGAAGGCGAAAAUGUCAGAGAUUCUAUCUGUUAUUGCGCAAGCCGAUGAAUAUCGAGAGAUUAGAUUCCGCUCAGGAGAGAAAUCUCUAUAUAAAGAAAUCAACAAAAAUGCCUCAAUCAAAUUUCCCAUCAAAGUUGACUUGGCCUUGCCUGCACAUAAAGUCUCGCUGAUCAUCCAAUCUGAGCUUGGAGCCGUAGAUUAUCCUAGCGGAGAUCAGUUCCAAAAACACAAAAUUCAAUACAUUCAAGAGAAAAAUACCGUGUUCUUGCAUCUACAACGGUUGAUUCGAUGUAUCAUAGACUGUCAACUAUGUUUGGGGGAUUCUGUUGCGGCUCGGCAUGCUUUGGAGCUUUCGAGAAGUUUCGGCGCGAAAGCAUGGGAUAAUUCCGCCCUUCAGCUUAAGCAGCUCGAUCAAAUCGGCCUAGUGGGUGUACGAAAGCUGGCUGCUGGCGGAAUCACGGGCAUAGAAGCGCUGGAGGCUACGGAGCCUCACAAGAUUGAGAUGAUCAUGACUCGAAAUCCACCAUGGGGCCGCAACGUAUUGGAAAAGGUUCGGGCAUUCCCGAAAUUAAGCGUGUCAAUUCAGAAGACCGGAAAGGAAAUAAAAGGCAGUGAUGGGGUAAAUGUCCACAUCAAGGCCGAGGUUUGUUUCAUCAACGAAAAGAUCCCGACCAUGUUUCAUCGAAAGCCAGUCUUUGUUUGCUUCAUGGCGGAGGUUUCUGAUGGCAAGCUCCUGGAUUUCAGAAGGAUCAGGUUUACUCUCGUACACUCUUGGUUUAAAGCCUAGGCUAACUAUUAAAGCGCUCGAAAGCUUCAAAAUGCACAGAGCUUUUCUUUCCCGGUCACUUUGGCAAA
Xylona heveae TC161 is the source of this 2948-nucleotide messenger RNA. Its product is annotated as putative DEAD/DEAH box DNA helicase. Gene Ontology annotation, molecular function: ATP binding; nucleic acid binding. The transcript has 11 exons. The coding region runs from base 139 to 2880 and encodes 913 amino acids. The record is from RefSeq and is a predicted model, not a curated record. NCBI's taxonomy places the organism in Eukaryota, Fungi, Ascomycota, Xylonomycetes, Xylonales, Xylonaceae.